UCUCACCGAAACAAGUUCUAGAUAUGAACAGAAAGAUAGACGCGAACAAUUCCACUACCAGGUUGGAGCCGCAACUGUAGCAGGCUGCGGUCUUGGGACCGAGACAGCUAGUCGUUGAGGAAAUAGCACGUGUUGGAGCAGAUUGGAGGGUCCAGUUGAGGGACCGAGUCGUAAGAAGAGGAACUAGGGCGUGGAAGCUCGUUCCCGCGCGAAAUCUUUGACGGAGCAGUAACCGAAAAGGAAGGGCAGCUUUGUCCUUGGUGUCAAUGGAAGGAGGCGAUCUGUUUCAAUGCCCUACUGAGGUCCUCCGCAAAAUAAAUGGAUUCAUCCGUGCUCUGGUUGUGGACCUCGGCCACAAUCAGCGCCUUUCGAUCGCUGUAGAUCGCCACCGGAUCUUCUGCUCCGAUUCGUCCGGAAACUGCUUUUGCAGCUCUGACUUACCAUAUGGUAUUGAAAUAGUAUCACUCGAGAAGGAAGGGCAUGCAUGCAGAUUGUACAUUCUUCUUAGGGUUCUUAUGAUAAUACAACAACUGCUCCUUGAAAACAAACAUGGAUCGAAAAGGGACAUAUACUACAUGGAACAAUCUAUCUUCACUGAUCAAGCGGUAAUCAAUCGUGCAAUAAACGACAUAUGCAUACUUUUGAAGUGCAGCCAACAUCAUUUAAAUGUGGUGCCUGUAGGAAAAGGUCUGGUCAUGGGUUGGUUAAGAUUUUUGGAUGCUGGCAGAAUUAUUUCUUGCAUAGAAAGUCCCAGCACUGCUUAUAUGAUUCCUGUUUGCGUUGAAGAAGUUGAAGAUAUCUUGUCGCAUAAAGUUGACGUUAUUGAUACUACAGAUAUUGUGAGUGUUGCUCAAUACAUUCUUGUUGUGGAGAAAGAAUCAGUUUUUCAGCGCCUGGCAAAUGACAAAUUUUGUGAAAGACAUCAUUGCAUAGUCAUCACAGGGCGAGGCUAUCCAGACGUUCCUACUAGAAGAUUCUUGCGAUUACUUGUCAAAGAACUGCAUUUGCCAGCAUACUGCUUAGUGGAUUUUGAUCCUUAUGGUUUUGAUAUCUUGACAAUUUACAGAUUCGGUUCAAUGCAAAUGUCGUACGAUGCAAAGCUGCUGCGUGUCUCAGAGAUACGCUGGCUAGGAGUAUUUUUUUCUGACCUUGAAAGGUACCAACUUCCAGAACGUUGCCUCCUGACCUUGACUACUGAAGAUAAGAAGAAAGUUGAAGCAAUGUUGUCAAGAUGUUAUCUGCAUCAGGAGGCUCCACAGUGGAGGUUGGAACUAGAGAUGAUGCUGCAUAAAGGGGUGAAGUUUGAGAUAGAAGCAUUGGCAGCUUAUUCAUUAUCAAUUCUUGCAGAUGCGUACAUCCCUCGUAAGAUUCAGGGAGGCCAUAUUUGACAAACCAAAUUUCUUGAUUCAACCAUUAUUUUACAAUUCAAACAAGUAGUCAUGUUUUUGUGUUACUGAUAUGAGGGGAUGAUAACCCAUAAGCCAACACUGAUGAACCAGAAUUACAAAAAGGAUAGAAAUUGUGAAAUGGUUGAAAAAAAUAGUGGGGACUCGGGAGUCUUGCUCGGCAAUGCAGUUAGGGCUGCAGAGCAGGAUACUUGUGUUGUUGAAGCGAAGUGUUGGAGGUGUCUAGUGUUCAUCAGUCACACUACUCUUCUUCUUCCAAAACUUUGUUUGGAUGGGAGGAAAUGAAAUGAAUUCUAAAUCAUUCGCUAGCUCUGGAUUUCCUAGUGCCUUCAUUUUCUUUUACUCGUAGCAAACAAAACACGGCAAAAAACUUCACUUUCUAUGGAUUUCCAUUGCAUAGGAAAAUGGUAUUGGGGGAGUGUUUGUUGGAGAGAAGUGCAUUUACAUGGAUGAUACAGAAGUGGAAGUUUAUUGCUCUCAGCGGACAAGCAAUUUAUUCUCUAUUGUUCCUCUUUCCUUAACUAUUUUUUAUUCGUUGAUCUUCUAGGCGGCCCAAACCUUUCUCUACCAGUCCAUCUACAAAUCGGAACAUGCCUACAUUGUUUUUUUCUCUAUUUCCACUUGAGAGUUUUUUUCUACGUUUUGAUUUAUUUUUUAGGCUUCUAUUGUACGAGAA
Messenger RNA from Phalaenopsis equestris, 2082 nucleotides. Its product is annotated as meiotic recombination protein SPO11-1. Gene Ontology annotation, biological process: reciprocal meiotic recombination; meiotic DNA double-strand break processing; meiotic DNA double-strand break formation. The transcript has 16 exons. The coding region runs from base 267 to 1388 and encodes 373 amino acids. The record is from RefSeq and is a predicted model, not a curated record. Gene Ontology annotation, molecular function: DNA binding; ATP binding; DNA topoisomerase type II (double strand cut, ATP-hydrolyzing) activity. Gene Ontology annotation, cellular component: nuclear chromosome. Lineage: Eukaryota; Viridiplantae; Streptophyta; Magnoliopsida; Asparagales; Orchidaceae.